Molecule: messenger RNA, 1240 nt
Organism: Aphanomyces invadans
Lineage: Eukaryota; Oomycota; Saprolegniomycetes; Saprolegniales; Verrucalvaceae
Exons: 5
Coding region: 468-1016 (182 amino acids)
Source: RefSeq, a predicted model, not a curated record
GGCAGACAUGACAUCUGGAGCAUGGCGCAUGGCUAGCUAGCGUUGUGGUGCUGUGCUUCGCUGCUACUUUCAUGCCCUAGCUUGCGCACCAUGCGUCAUGUCGAAGCAAGAGCACAAGCGCCUAGCCAGAGCUCCACGACCGUAAUACGAACGUCCGUCGACUUUGGAUAGUCCAGACUAAUAUUACCACGACACGCCAGCCAUCACUCGAUGGUCUCGCCUGCAGCGGCGCGUUUGCCUCGACGGCAACCAAGUCACCACACUGCUGCAACUUGCGCCCGCUUUCAUCGCCGCAGGGGCUAAAGAUAGCCCGAUGCCCGAGUUACACCGCUCUAAACUUAGACGUUGUGCCGCUGGUGAAGAAACCAAGUCUAUUCCUAUCGGACCUUCGCUGCGACACAACGUCAAGCAUCAUCUAGUUGCCAGUCUGUGAUUGAUCUUGACGGCCGGCGACGUGCCUUGGAGUCAUGCGUCGUAGCAGCGGCAGCACGUUUCGCCUCAGCGACAAAGCGUUCCUGACCUUCUUCAUUCCCCUGGCGUGCAUCCUGUUUGCGUCCGCGCCAGCUUUGGUCCUCCAGUCGUUCGCCGACCCGUUGUACGAAACAUCAGAGGCCGUGCCCGACGUGGUCCGGCACAAAGUGCUCUCGUGGUGGAACAAGCAGACAUGGCCACGGCUCUUUUUCCAACAAGCCGACGCGGAAAUCCCCCUCGUCUUUUUGCAUGAGCAGUACCCGACCACCGGUCGGAAGACGCUCCGCCUCCACGACAAAAAGUACCUCAAGAUGGCCGAGACGAUGCAACAGUCCAAACGGCCGUCCGAGCUCGGCUACGUUUACAUUUUCAACGCCAAGGACGCUCGUGAUUUGCCUAAGGGCGAACUCGUUCAAGUCGAUGGGUUUGAGUGGCGGGACGACGGGUGUUUGGUGUCGACCACGCGGAAGCGAAGCUUUCGCAUCAAGAGCAUUCGCCGCGACCCACAUCAUGGCAUUAUGUUUGCCAAAGUCGAGUGGAUUUAGAUGGAAGCGGCACACCGACGGUCCCCAUGAGACGUCGCGGGCGACUGUCGUGCUCUUCCAUGUAUACGCAACAUGCACAUGUGUGUUUUGGAGGUGCACGCCGCCUUGCAACAACGAUGGUGACGCGACUUUUGGGUAACGACGCGCUAGCGUCGAGCUGAGCGGCGUGCUCGAGGACCGCGUCACUUCGAUUCAGUUGGUGUUGAACGUUUCUUAAGUUGUCA